Fusarium coffeatum is the source of this 462-nucleotide messenger RNA. RefSeq lists its product as uncharacterized. The record is from RefSeq and is a predicted model, not a curated record. The transcript has a single exon. Bases 1 to 462 code for a protein of 153 amino acids. NCBI's taxonomy places the organism in Eukaryota, Fungi, Ascomycota, Sordariomycetes, Hypocreales, Nectriaceae.
AUGCCUUCAAACUACGAAAAGCUCUCCCGUCCUAGUGGCGAUACAACCACUCUCACCAUCCCCGAUAAGGCUGCUUCUACAACUCUUACCGUCAACGAGACUCCUCGCCUCAGCACGACAUCCACUCCCCAAACAGACAAACUCAACCCCUUCGACACCGACAUCGAAGCCAUGGUCACAAACACUCGCACAUCAGAAUCAAACAUCCACAAGACAAACAGCCCCGCCAGAAAGACAGACUGCCAAGUUUGGCCUGGAAAGGAUCACUGGAAGAAGCAGGCCAAGGCCGCAAAGGCAAAGAACCGCUGCACCUGCAUGGCUCAUCUCAGUCAACGCAAUCGCUGGAUCGUCAAGGGGAUGAUCAUCUUGCUCGUUGUCGGUAUCGCUGUUGGUGUUGGUUUCGGAGUCAGCAAGCCUCUCAACGCGCCGAUAUGGGGAGAUAAACAUGGCGACAAGAAGUGA